AUGGACGUCGACUCCUCUCCCUCCGCCCGGCCCUCGGCCCCCACCGAUGCUCCCAACCCCACCAAGCCGCAGAUCGCCCUCGUCCCGAGCACGAAAGGCCAUCGCCCAUGGAAGAAACCGAAGACAAGGAGAGCUUCUGCCCAACGCCGCACGGCUAGUCUUAAGAUCUCCCUCGAAAUGAAGAAUAAGCGCCGCCAGGAUCGUGCCGCUUUGCUUCGCAUCGUCAAGGCUGCCAAGGAAGCUGAUGCCAACUCAAAGCAAGCCGAACGGAAGCGGAGAGCUGACAAGAGGAAACUAAAGGAGGAGAACGAGCGAAGAAGCACGCAAAAGGUCGUCAUUACAAACCCCAAGAAACUGGCGAGGAUGAGCAAGAAACAGUAUCUCAAAUACGUCCAUCAAUCGAAAUGA
Messenger RNA from Chondrus crispus (carragheen), 408 nucleotides. RefSeq lists its product as hypothetical. Gene Ontology annotation, cellular component: nucleolus. The record is from RefSeq and is a predicted model, not a curated record. NCBI's taxonomy places the organism in Eukaryota, Rhodophyta, Florideophyceae, Gigartinales, Gigartinaceae. The transcript has a single exon. Bases 1 to 408 code for a protein of 135 amino acids.